CAUGAAACAUAGGUUUGUGUCCUUUUCCGGCAGAACUCAGCUAUGGGUAUAUCACGGGAUCAUUGGCACAAACGCAGGAAGACUGGCGGCAAACGAAAGCCUCUGAGGAAGAAGAGGAAGUUCGAGUUGGGCCGACCCUCAGCCAACACUAAGAUUGGUCCCAAACGCGUGCAUUUGGUCCGCACCAGAGGUGGUAACAGCAAGUUCCGGGCUCUACGUCUAGAUCACGGCAACUUUGCCUGGGCUUCAGAGCGCACCACUCGUAAGACCCGUAUCAUUGACGUGGUCUAUAACGCCAGUAACAAUGAAUUGGUCCGAACCAAGACUUUGGUGAAGAACUGCAUUGUUCUG
Messenger RNA from Oppiella nova, 351 nucleotides. NCBI's taxonomy places the organism in Eukaryota, Metazoa, Arthropoda, Arachnida, Sarcoptiformes, Oppiidae. The record is from the annotation of a GenBank genome assembly.